AGGAAGAAGCUCAUGUCUGCAGAGUUGAAGAAGAAGCAGUAUGGACUCGUAUUGAAAAAGAAACCGGACAAGCCUAUUACAAAACCGCAACAAGUCGCCAGCGUUUUUGGUGAUGACGACGACGAGGCCGAAAAGGUUGAUGUUUCGAAUCAGAUUCAAUCCGCAUCUACUCUUCGAGUGCAGAAACAUGCUGAGCGGCUACAGGAGAUGGCAUUAGCUGAAGAUCCCACAAUAUUUGAUUAUGAUGCCAGCUACGACCAAAUACAAGCACUUCGUGAUGAAAAGAUAGCAGAAAGGAAAAAGGCUGACAAGGAGCGGAAGUCCAAAUAUGCUUUGGACAUCAUCAAAGCGCAUAAAAGACGUGAACUGGAGCAGCAAAGUCGAGAAGAGCGGCAGCAGCAAAAGGAAAGAGUCGAAGAAGGUGGCCAGUUUGCUGAUAAAGAGGUAUUUGUGACUGGAGCCUACAGGAAACAGAUGGAGGAAGUGCAAAAAUUCCGAGAGGAAGAAGAGUACGAGAAGAGAUUCAAUGAGCUCACAUCGGUGGAGCACCAGAAAGCUUGGCAAGCUGGUUUUGGACGAACUUUGUUGAACGAGCUUGCCAGAGGGGAACAGAGCAUGAUGCAAAAAGGCGAAUUACACGGUCAAGAUGGUAGUGCUUCAGCGAUAGUCACAACCAAGAAGAAGGCGCGGAAUAUACGUCAAAGACAAAGAGGGAGUUCACAGUCAAGCGACGAGGAGGAAGCGACUACCACAGUUGUUGAAAAAUCUACCGUAAAAGAAAAAAUUGUUAAAGAAAAAAAAUCAAUCUAUUCUGACGAUGAGGAUGACACACAACCUAAAUUCGAGCCACCGAAGAAGAAUUUCCCUGGCGAAUUGAAGCCGGGAUUGAAUAGGGUUGUCAAAGCACAAACAAAAUCGGAGAAACUCAGGGAGCGACAAUUUACUCCUACGCCACCUUCCUCGGAUGAUGAGGGACAUGAUCCUAGAAAGAGAGGCAGAGAUGGUGAUCGACAUCGAGGUGAACGCGGAAGUCACGCCCACCGAACUCGAGAAAAUGGCGAUAGCAAGGAAAAGAAAGAGAAAGAGUCUCUAAAGAAGAAAUUGGAGCCGAAGAAAGACGACAAAGUGCAGCGAUUGAUUCGUUUGAAAGAAAUAUUGAAACAGAGGAAUGGACCUGAGCAGAUAGAGGAGUUUAGGAGGCGGUAUCUGGAGAGAAGAGAAAAUGGCGUUGUUGUACCUCCGCUUUAGUGCCAUGUGAGCAUACUGUAUAAAAAGUCUAUAUCUCGUAUCGUGGUCUCAGGUUUUGUGAUCAUAACUGUCU
This is a messenger RNA of Cylicocyclus nassatus, 1321 nucleotides long. The record is from the annotation of a GenBank genome assembly. NCBI's taxonomy places the organism in Eukaryota, Metazoa, Nematoda, Chromadorea, Rhabditida, Strongylidae.